This is a messenger RNA of Protopterus annectens (West African lungfish), 2777 nucleotides long. RefSeq names its product inter-alpha-trypsin inhibitor heavy chain H3-like. The record is from RefSeq and is a predicted model, not a curated record. The coding region runs from base 9 to 2735 and encodes 908 amino acids. Lineage: Eukaryota; Metazoa; Chordata; Ceratodontiformes; Protopteridae. The transcript has 22 exons. Gene Ontology annotation, biological process: hyaluronan metabolic process. Gene Ontology annotation, molecular function: serine-type endopeptidase inhibitor activity.
AGAGGCGGAUGUCAUUGCUUCUCAUCAUGGGUCGGUUUUUGCCUUUCUUCUUACUGUUCUACUUCUCUCUGCAGUUAGCCAGCGGAUUUGUGAUAACCGAAUCUGAGGUUGCAGCAGAAGGAAGACUGCUAAAGAAAAGAAACACAGGUGCAGAUGCAGUGGUUUUUCAUGAUAUACAAAUCUACAGCCUGAAAAUCGACUGCACAGUGACAUCACGAUUUGCACACAAUGUCAUAACCAGCAGAGCAGUCAACCGUGCCAAUGUCUCCAAAGAAGCUAUGUUUGAUGUGGAACUGCCAAAGACUGGAUUCAUCACCAACUUCAGCAUGAUUAUUGAUGGUGUGACGUACACUGGAGUUGUGAAAGAAAAAGAAGUUGCAAAGCAGCAGUACCAGCAGGCGGUGUCACGCGGACAAACAGCUGGCUUAGUCAAAGCAACCGGAAGGAAAAUUGAAAACUUCAAAGUUUCAGUGAACAUUGCUGCUACCAGCAAAGUCACCUUUGAACUGGUUUAUGAAGAGCUGUUACAGCGAAAUCUUGGGAAAUACGAGCUUCUAAUCAGAGUGAAGCCAAACCAGCUUGUCAGGCAUUUCCAGAUUGAGGCUCACAUUUUUGAACCACAAGGCAUCCGUUUUUUGAAUGCAGAGGGAUCAUUUAUGACAAAUGAACUAACUGACAUAGUUAAAACCUCCUUUUCUGGACCAAAGGGGCAUGUGAGUUUCAAACCCACAUUAGACCAACAGCGCAGCUGCCCAGACUGCCAACAAAGUGUCUUGGAUGGAGAUUUUCUGAUAACCUAUGAUGUUGAAAGGGUGCACAGUGCGGGGGAACUGCAGAUUGCCAAUGGAUACUUUGUCCACUUCUUUGCUCCCGAAAACCUCCCACGAGUACCAAAGAAUGUUGUAUUUAUUGUUGAUGUCAGUAUUUCAAUGAGAGGGACAAAACUUGAUCAGACAAAAGAGGCUCUCCUUAAAAUACUGGAUGACAUCCACGAGGAUGACUACAUUAACAUGGUAAUAUUUAGUAGCUACAUCAUUCUUUGGAAGCCAUCUUUGGUUAAAGCCACUCCAGAGAUCCUGAAGGAAGCCAAAGAAUAUGCCCGCAGACUUUUUGUUAUGGGAGCUACCAACAUAAAUGAAGCUGUGAUGAAAGCCAUAACUCUACUGAAAGAAGCCCAUAAAAAGAAGGAAGUUCCAGACAAAAGUGCAUCCAUGAUAAUUUUCCUCACAGAUGGUGAUCCCACUGUUGGAAUAAGAGAUCCUGCAGUAAUCCAAGAAAAUGUCAGAAAUGCCAACCAAGGAGACUACAGUCUGUACAGCCUGGGGUUUGGCUAUAAUGUAGAUUAUAACUUCCUGGAAAAGCUGUCACUGGAAAAUAAAGGCUUGGCACGUCGCAUUUAUGAGGGCUCAGAUGCAGCCUUGCAACUUCAGGGCUUUUAUAAUGAAGUUGCCAACCCUUUAUUACUAGAUGUUGCCAUUCAGUAUCCUGAAGACAAAACUUCUGAUCUGACUGAGACCAACUUUAAACAGUACUACCAAGGAGGAGAGGUGGUUGUAGCUGGUCGAAUUUCAGACAAUGACCUGCAAACACUAACUGCUAACAUCAAAGCCCAAGGGGCCAGUGGUGACAUAACUUUCAAACAAGAGGCUACUCUUAAAGAAAUUGAGGAAGCCCUGAAAAAACAACAGUACAUUUUUGGAGACUAUACUGAAAGACUUUGGGCUUACCUUACAAUCAAACAACUCCUGCAAAAACGUGUUUCAGCUCAGGGAGAACUGAGGACCAACCUUACAGCUCAAGCUCUAAGUCUUUCCCUGAAGUACAACUUUGUGACACCCCUGACAUCCAUGGUGGUUACCAAACCUGAAGAGACAACAGAUGACAGUAUACUAAUAGCUGAUAAACUAACAGAAGGUGAAAGAAAGGUACCAACCUACAGCUCACAUGCAGUAUCUACGAUCCAAAGACAACAUUUCGAUCGUGUGAUAAGUGCUGAUAACGAUCCCCACUUCAUUAUUGAAGUUCCCAGUCAAAAUGACACCCUGUGUUUCAAUAUUAAUGCUAAGCCAGGAGUGAUCCUGAAUCUUGUGAGAGACACUGUCACAGGGAUCACAGUGAAUGGUCUGAUUAUUGGUGAUAAGAAGAUGGCUGGUGAUGACAAGACAACAAAAACAUAUUUUGGAAAGUUUGGAAUUGUGCACAAGCCACUUGACAUGAAGGUUGAGGUCACACCUGAAGAAAUUAUAAUAUACAGCAGUAAAACAAAGACUGCAUUCUCCUGGUUGGACACCAUGUCCCUACAACAUGAGAGCCUGAUGCUUGUAAUUACCAAGGAGAAGAGCCUGACGAUUACUUUUGGGGAUGGAGCUACAUUUGUCAUCAUCUUGCAUCGCGUCUGGAAGAAACAUCCCCUUCAUCAGGACUUCCUGGGGCUAUAUACUCUAGAUGAGCAUCAGUUUUCUACACAAACCCAUGGCCUUAUGGGCCAGUUUUAUCAUGAUCUCGAUUUUGAAGUUUAUGAUAUCCAUGCUGGAUCCGAUCCUGAUAAACCAGAUGCUACUAUGAUUGUCAAAGGCAACAAACUGACAGUUACUAGGGGCUGGCAGAAGGAUUACAGAAAGGACCUGAAAAAUGGGGCAAUUGUUCCUUGCUGGUUUAUCCAUUAUAAUGGAAAAGGACUAAUUGAUGGAAUUUAUACAGACUACAUUGUGCCUACCUUAUUUGCUACACAAUGAAUUUUGCUCUGGACAUUUUCUUUAAAUCUUUCAUAAUUUUGA